Messenger RNA from Cornus florida, 4698 nucleotides. RefSeq names its product DNA (cytosine-5)-methyltransferase CMT2-like. Gene Ontology annotation, cellular component: nucleus. Gene Ontology annotation, molecular function: chromatin binding; methyltransferase activity. The transcript has 21 exons. Lineage: Eukaryota; Viridiplantae; Streptophyta; Magnoliopsida; Cornales; Cornaceae. The record is from RefSeq and is a predicted model, not a curated record. Bases 418 to 4311 code for a protein of 1297 amino acids.
ACGCUUAACCCAAAAAAAAAAACAAAAAUCACCAAAUACAUUUUUAUUUUAUUUUAUGUACUUUGUAGUCAACUUAUUUUCCUGUUGAUAAAAAAUACUGCUCUAAGUAUUAAUUUGUACUGAAUAGUCCAUGCAUCACACACAUAAACCGUCAGUAAAUAUUCAAUCACACUCGUCACUCGUGACCUCGUCUCCUUCACCAUGUGUCAGUAACAGUCGAUCUCUCUCCUUGUCAUCCACACCCAUCACCUAGUGCUCUGAGAUCCACUACACUAAUUUCUUCCACAGUCCUCUAACUUCAAGAAAAUUACAUGUUUAACUCCACUAACAACUCUAAACCCUACUCCAAUUCACAGUCAAAGAUUCAGGGGUUCAUUGUCCAUCCUCUAUUCCUCUGAAGCUCUAGCUUCAACCACAAUGGCAGGAAAAACUCAAAAGUUCUCCGCCAAAACCCACUCAACAACCAAGUCUCCGACCGAGAAGAAUGUGAGAAGAUCUCCAAGACGGUCAUCAAGUCCGUCCAAGAUAGAAGACUCUGCCGUCAAACCUUGUGGGAAGAAUCGGAAGUCGAAAUCGGAAGAACUAGCUCUGUCGUUGUACGUGAUAGAAGACGAAGAUGGCGAGGUGUUUGUGCCGUUGAAAAUCUUCGAUCCGAAUCUCUCCGGAGAGAAAUUCCGGCGAAGAUCGCCUAGAUUUACAGGAAAUGAGUGUACGAGUGUUGGUAAGCAAAAUGCUGAUUCAAUUGACUUAAUUCCAGCUUUAUAUGAGCAGAAAUGCCUACGAAGAUCGCCGAGAUUUACAGGAAAUGAGUGUACGAGUGUUAAGCAAAUUGCUGACUCGGCUUCAGCCGAGCACAAGUGCAUGCGAAGAUCGCCGAGAUUUACAGGAAAUGAGUGUACGAGUGUUAAGCAAAUUGCUGAUUCGGCUUCAGCCGAGCACAAGUGCAAGCGAAGAUCGCCGAGAUUUACAAAAAAUGAGUCAAUUGACGUACAUUCAUCUUCAGCUAAGCACGAGUGCUUGCCCAGAUUUACUAAAAAUGAGUGUAGAAGCGUUAGUAAGCAAAUUGUUGAUUCAGUUGACCUAAAAUCGCCUCUCACAGCUGAGCACAAUUGCGUGCGAAGAUCGCCGAGACUAUCGUCGGCUUUGGUAGUGAGCCAAAGUGAUGCUAGAGAUGUCAAAUUGGUCAAAUCUGAGUUGGCUUUGAUAGAGUGGUCGGAUUUGUCAGAUAAAAGGCAGAGCUCGAAAAAGAAGAGUCCGAGCUCUAUGGGGGAAACUGGUGCGACGGUGGUCGGCGAGAAGCGUUUGAGAUCACGGAUGAUACCGGGGAGUGUUAUUGGGGCUGCAUGGUGUGAUUCGGAGGAUGAGCGGUCUUCGAAGAAGGUGAAGACGACACCGGGUAAGUCUGAUGUAGAAAGGAAGCAUGAGAAGUGUUUGAGGAAGUCGCCAAGACAUUCAUCGUCUUCAGUUGGGGCUAAAAAUGCAACUAUGAAGUCCGAUUUGUUGGCAUUGUCUGAGCCAAAAUCGGAGAAAAUCAAUAGGAAUACAUUUGGUGAAAGAAGCUUGAGAUCUCGGAAAGUACCUUUUUGUUUAGUUGGGACGAAAAAUGAGGAAGUGAAGUCUGCUUUGAAAGAAUUGCCUGAAGCUUUAGUGGAUAAUGGGGCACCAGAAAUUAUUAAAAAUGAUUCGGAAAGCUGUGAUUUUGAUGUGUUGGGUGAGAAGUGCUUAAAAUUUCAAACACCACCGUCGCCCUCUGAGACCAAAAAAGAAGUUGUUUCAAUGGAUGAUGAGGCGCCUGAGAAGAUUAAUACCACAUUUGGAAGCCGUGAUUUGGAUACGUCUGGUGAAAAGUGCUUGAGAUCUCGAAAAAUACCAUUUCGCCUGGUUGGGACUGAAAAUGUAGAAGGAAAGUUGGAAUUGAUUGCAUCGCCUGAGGAAAAACAGAAAGAACAGAAAAAUAAAGCUUCCUUCAUUGGAGAGCCGGUGCCUAAGGAGGAAGCUCGAGAAAGGUGGCGUUGGCGUUAUGAAUUGAAGGGUUUGCAAAGCCAACAAUCUAAGGGUCAAAGCUGGAAAUUGAAUGCUGAUGAAGAGGAUGAAAUAAUUUUGAAUGUGGAAUGCCAUUUUACUCAAGCUAAAGUUGAUGGCUGCAUUUACAAUCUUGGAGAUUGUGCAUAUAUAAAGGGUGAUGGACGACAAAAAUAUGUGGGCAGGAUCAUAGAGUUUUUCAAAACAGUAGAAGGAGAUGAUUAUUUUAGGGUCCAGUGGUUUUAUAGAGCUCAGGAUACGGUUAUGAAAGAAGCAGCUGCUUUCCAUGACAAGAGGCGUUUAUUUUAUUCCACUGUAAUGAAUGAUAAUUUAUUAGAUUGCAUUAUUUCAAAAGUUGGCGUCAAACAAAUUAGACCCACGCUAGGUUUAAACUUAAACUCUAUUCCACCAUCUGACUUUUAUUAUGAUAUGGAGUAUUGCGUGGAAUAUUCUACAUUCCGCACCUUGCUAAACGAUAAUUCUGUAGAGAGCCAUGAUUCAGCCUCACCAAAUUAUGUUGAAACUUCCCAUACAACGAUCAAUACGACCUCUUUGGAGGAUACACCCAGUUGUGAACUUUAUAAAGCGGAGCUGGGGUUAUUAGAUCUUUAUUCUGGUUGUGGUGGAAUGUCAACUGGAUUGUGUCUCGGUGCCAAACUUUCCCAUGUUAAUCUUGUAACGCGAUGGGCAGUUGACUAUGAUAGCUUUGCAUGUGACAGUUUGAAACUGAAUCAUCCAGAAACACAGGUUAGGAAUGAAAGCGCCGAGGAUUUUCUAGAACUGUUGAAGGGAUGGAAAAAGCUGUGCAACCAGUAUGUGUUCAAUGAUUUAGAAAGAGCACUCCAGUCUGGGGCAACUGACACGAGAGAGGCCAAAGAUGAGACAAAUCGUCCAUCAGAUCUUAAGAUUCCUGCAGGAGAAUAUGAAGUUUCAUGCGUAGUUGAUAUUUGUUAUGGUGAUCCCAGCAAUUCAGGAAAGCGUGGGUUAAAAUUUAAGGUACGUUGGAAGGGAUAUAGUUCGAGUGAAGAUACGUGGGAACCAGUUCAAUCAUUGAGCAAUUGUGAAGAACGAGUACGAGAUUUUGUAAGAAGUGGAUUCCAAUCUAAACUCUUACCACUUCCAGGUGGUGUUGAUGUUAUAUGUGGUGGUCCUCCAUGUCAAGGGAUUAGUGGAUAUAAUCGCUUUAGAAAUGUUGAUGCCCCAUUGGAUGAUGAAAGAAAUCGUCAAAUAAUUGUCUUCAUGGACAUAGUAAAAUUCUUAAAGCCCAAGUAUGUAUUGAUGGAAAAUGUGUCCGACAUCUUAAGGUUCAAUAAAGCCUCUCUUGGAAGAUAUGCAUUAAGUCGUUUAGUGCAUAUGAAAUACCAAGCAAGGCUUGGAACUAUUGCUGCUGGCUGUUAUGGUCUUCCACAAUUUCGGUUGCGCGUUUUCCUCUGGGGUGCUCUUCCCAGUGAGAAACUACCCCAAUUUCCACUUCCAACACAUGAUGUUGUUGUUAGAUAUUGGCCUCCACCUGAGUUUGAGCGAAAUACUGUUGCUUAUGAUGAAGACCAACCUCGACAACUUGAAGAAGCCGUCAUUCUUCGUGAUGCUAUAUCUGAUCUUCCAGCUGUGACGAGCCAUGAAACCCGUGAGGAGAUGACAUACCAAAUGCCUCCGGAAACCGAAUUUCAAAAAUAUAUAAGGUUAACUAAAUAUGAGAUGAUGGGUUUAGCACCGAGUGGAGUUGCACAAAUGAAAAUGCCUAUAUUAUAUGACCACAGGCCAUAUCAAUUGUCUGAGGAUGAUUAUUUACGAGUUUGUCAAAUUCCACGCAAAAAGGGAGCAAAUUUCAGGGACCUCCCUGGCAUAGUUGUGGGAACUGACAACGUGGUUCAUCGGGAUCCAACAAAGGAGCAGAUGAAGUUGCCAUCUGGAAAGUCUAUGGUACCAGAUUAUGUCUUCACUUUUGAACAGGGAAAGUCUAAAAGACCAUUUGCAAGGUUAUGGUGGGAUGAGACGGUGGCAACUGUAGUGACUUUUCCAAAUCUUCACAGUCAGGCAGCAUUACAUCCAGAGCAAGAUAGAGUGCUUACACUACGUGAGUAUGCAAGGUUGCAAGGAUUUCCUGAUUUUUAUAGAUUCUGUGGGACAGUUAAAAAAAGGUACCGUCAGGUUGGAAAUGCAGUGGCAAUCCCAGUCGCACGAGCCUUAGGAUAUACCCUUGGGAUGGCCGUCCAGAAGCUGGGUGGGAAUGAACCGCUCAUGACCUUACCACCCAAAUUCUCAGUCCAGCGACCUUCAAUCGACUAAAUCAGUCUCAUGAAAACAGUUCAGUAUUUCUUUUCGUGUUCUUUCAUUGCUCUUAAGCAACAUUGAUAGCACCAACCGGUUGGUGCCGAGCUUACUUUUCAUUUGUAAACCUUUUCAUGGACAUUAUUAAAUGCUCCAGUGUGUUGUAAACUCUUCAGUCAUCUUCAGUAGCCGAAACUGAAAGAUGUCAGAAUGCCACCAUGCUGAGACAUUGUUGAUUUUAUAAGUAUCAUUUUUUCCCCAUGAAAGCAAGUGAGUUUACAUUUGCGAGCAUUGCUAAAUGUGGAGGUGCCAAAAUCAGGAUGGUUGAAGGCCAUCACAGCUUAUCAUGUAUGACAAUCUCUAUUAGUAAUUAUGUGGAUAUUAUGAAUCACAUAUGAUUCCUUC